AUGGCCCUCUGGGGCCUCACAGCAAUCUGCCUAUUCAUCGGCUACAAGCCCCCGAAACAACACACCGAGUCCGACCAACUCUCAUUUAGACAGAAACUCGCACGCCUAGGUCUUCCAAAAUUCUGCUUUCUUACAGCUGGACUCACACUACUACUAACCGGCCUCAGUCUUGGCGGUUGUUUGUACGCGGGGGCAACAGCGCCUGUCCUGGCUACUAUCGUCAUCGGAAUCCUCUGUCUGAUCGCCUUUGGCAUCUACGAGUGGAAGCUACCAAAACGGGAAUCCCCCAUCAUGAACUAUUCCGUGGUGGAGAGAACGGUGGUCGGAAUUCCGCUAUCUGCGUUGGACUGA
This is a messenger RNA of Penicillium argentinense, 351 nucleotides long. RefSeq lists its product as uncharacterized. The record is from RefSeq and is a predicted model, not a curated record. The transcript has a single exon. Lineage: Eukaryota; Fungi; Ascomycota; Eurotiomycetes; Eurotiales; Aspergillaceae. Bases 1 to 351 code for a protein of 116 amino acids.